Messenger RNA from Botrytis deweyae, 848 nucleotides. RefSeq lists its product as uncharacterized. The transcript is spliced from 2 exons. The coding region runs from base 1 to 615 and encodes 204 amino acids. NCBI's taxonomy places the organism in Eukaryota, Fungi, Ascomycota, Leotiomycetes, Helotiales, Sclerotiniaceae. The record is from RefSeq and is a predicted model, not a curated record.
AUGCAUUACUCCUUUGCUUUGUCAGCUUUCGCUGCCCUCGCCUCAACGGCAUCUGCUUCGCUCAUUAUCAACAACUGGUGCUCCACAGAUGUAUACCUCUACAAGUCAAACAAUGGAGGUUGCAAUGCCGGUACUAAUGGAGCUUGUUCCACUGCUUCCAAUGCUAGCCCUUGGAUCAUCAAAGCAGGCAAGGGAUCUAGCAGCACCCUUACCCUUCCAUGGGACACCGAUGGACACGGAACAUCAAUCAAGAUCGCCAAGACAUCCAACUGGAAAACCACCCCUUCGGUUCUUCAAUUCGAAUAUGCUUGGACAACUGGCCAAUACUCUGCCCUUUACUGGGAUCUCAGCGAUUUGGACGGUUCCGGGGCUGGGCUGGUUGGAACUCCUUUCAUGAAUGAUAACGUGAAAGUUACCCCAUCUGGUACUGGCAGCGGAUCAGGAACUUGCGUGAAGCUCAAGUGCCCUGCAGGUGCUCUAUGCAAGGAUGCGUACAACACCCCCGAUCAAACCGCCACCCGUUCCUGCCCAUUGAAAACCGGAACCAUGUGGUUGGAUCUGUGUGAGCCAACCGGCGGCUUCAAUUCCAGGAGGGAAAUUGGCUUUGAGGCUUAGUCGUUGUUGAUGAUGGAGCUAAAUUUUGGGAGAUGGGAUGAUCUCGCUUAUGGUCGUGCUUUGGAUAGGAGAAAACUUGCCUGGUUGCUGAAGUUUUCCUUUCAUAUGUUCAUAUAUUUGUGAGGGGGCGGGAGGAGUGCGGCACCAUUGUAUGAUAAAUAUGCUGGUGGCUAAUUUAUCUCAUAUGUUUCAUGUACAACUAAAUUUAAAUACCAUGGGAGCGUUGAAGGAGC